Messenger RNA from Salmo salar (Atlantic salmon), 2874 nucleotides. NCBI's taxonomy places the organism in Eukaryota, Metazoa, Chordata, Actinopteri, Salmoniformes, Salmonidae. The record is from RefSeq and is a predicted model, not a curated record.
AAAUGGAGGGCGAGGGAGAGCUUUGUUCGUGUCUCUGUGUGUGGAGUAAAGGUGGACUUGAGUUUUUUUUCCCUCUGGUUGCACAUUUAACAUGCCUGUAGAAAUUUGGUACAACGGAUUUAAAAAGUCUCCGGCCACUAGGAGCGCCACCUCUGGAUGAGCAUUUUCCUGUUUACUUAUGGUGGUAUACAUAUGCGGUCUUCGUGCCAGCAUUGUUCUGUGGUGGUAUGUAGACAGCUAUGAAAAAUACAGAUGAAAACUCUCUAGGUAGAUAGUGUAUUCUACAGCGUAUCAUGAGAAACUCUACCUCAGGCAAGCAAAACCUCGAGACUUCCUUAGAUAUCAUGCACCAGCUGUUGUUUACAAAUAUACAAAGACCCCCACCCCUUGUCUUGCCAGUGGCUGCUGUUCUGUCCUGCCGAUACAGUGUAUAGCCUGCCAGCUGUGUUAUUCAUCUCGUCGUUCAGCCAUGACUCGGUGAAACAUAAGAUAUUACAGUUUUUAAUGUCCCGUAGUUUAUUAAUCUUGCUCGUAGGUCAUCAAUUUUAUUUUCCAAUGAUUGCACGUUGACCAGUAGAACGGAUAGAAGUGGAGGUUUACUCGCUCGCCUACCAAUUCUCAGAUGGCAGCCUGACCUCCGCCCCCUUUUUCUCCAUCUUUGCUUCACGCAAAUGACAGGGAUUUGGGCCUGUUCCCGGGAAAGCAGUAUAUCCUUCACAUCGGACUCGAUAAAGGAAAAAGCUUCUUCCAUUUCGUGAAUAAGGCGGACGAGGACUAGAGGUAGAAGGACCUGCCGUCAAACUCGACAGUGAUCAACCUCCAUGACCUGCAGUAUAAAUCAGACUACCACAUGGAGGUGCUAGCCGUCAACUCCUACGGCUCCUCCAGCCCUGCCAAGCUGAACUUCAACGUCCCACAGCCUGUAGCCAAGAUGAAUAUGGGUGUGAUGGGGAAAGGGGCUGUGGCAGGCAUUGUCAUAGUCAUCUUCUUGGUGCUACUGAUCGCUGUGGACGCCACCUGUUGCUAUACCAACCGCUGUGGCAUGCUGAUGUUCCUGGCUGUCAAGCUGUUUGGGCAGAAGGUUCCUGGGAUGAAGACUGUGGAGGAGGGUGACGGCACCUCUAAUGGAGACUUGAAGUUGAAUAGGCUUGGCAUAGCAAGGGAUAGCAUCCCAAAAUUGCAGACACAAAAUGGAGCAAAUAAUGGGUUGCAGGCGGAGGUCAUGUACGACAAAGCACCCCUCACCAAAUUUUGAGUAGGCUGCCCAUGAUGAUGUCAGAGGGGUGGACACAGCCCACCCUCGCCCUAAACGGGCUGUGAUCCUUAAAAAAGGGCAAAAAGAGGCACCUCCGCACUUAUAAGUCAGCAAGUGUGAUUGAUCACUGACUAAUUAAAUUAUAACUACUAUACCCAUGUGCAAAUUGAAAAUCUUAGCCAUUUUUUUGAUACCCAUGUUAAUUGUUUGGUAGCCACCACCCACUUGCCACUGCUAGAGUCUUUGAUGACUUGAGCUGAUGAACACGGGAAUGCCCUCUCAGAAUUAGUAGGCACACAGUCUUUUUUUCCUGUAUUUGCAUGUGCAUAUUGAGUUACUGAGCCAAUGACUCAUUAAAUAUUUGCAUGGCUAGUUGUAUUGAGUUGUAUUUUAUUUCUAACCUGACCUAUCAUUUCCUAUCAGGAAAACGUCCCCCAGUGGAGAUCCUGCCACAGAGGCCUGAGUUACUGAACAGGAAGUGACAUCAUAGUAUCUGAAGAAUGGAACCUAUAAAUGCCAAAGUAAGGAGGAAGUAUUGUGAGUUGGGGGUCUUAGUUAAAUGUUUUUGGAGAGUUCCCAGGACAGUCCAUGUUGAGAAAGGAUAAGAAUUAGGAAAGUUAUCUGUGAACUGUAAUGUCUAACAUCAACAGAUGGUUGUAAUUUCAUCCAGCCCUGUGUAAUCUCAUGUUAAGUGUUACAUUUCCUUGCUUUUAUAUUUCAGUACAUUCAUGUUAUAUUUCAGUACAUUAAGGCUGCUGUAAAUUGUCAGGGAGACCUUCGUAGUUCAUGAAUUUAAUCAUAACUCAUUAUUUAUUGAAGUUUAUAUUCACUUUAAUCUGAAAAAAAUCUGAAAGUGACAUACCAUUAUUUAAUAAGGACAUUUUAUCCUAACAUAUUAACAUAUUUCCACAUUGAAUGUACAGUAUACAGCAUAAUCUCAUUAACAAAUAACGACGUGUCAAAAUUACAUGUCUUCAAGUGUUGUAAUCAUGAGAAAUAUACAGAUCUCUUAUAUAGCACAGAGCAAUAUGAAAUGCACAUUUCUUUAUAACCUGUUGUUAAAUGGCAUACCCUGUGUUCUCAUGUAAUCAUUUUAUGUUUGUAUUUGUUUAAUUAUCCACUUUUUUACUGUUUAUUUUGUACAUUGUACACUGUACAUUGUUUGUACUUACUCUGACCACCUCAGUGUGAUUGUAGUUGGCUGUAGUUAACUGCAUUGUCAUCCUCUGCCUUGUUAUUCCGCUGCCUCCUUUUAAGGGGAACAGAUUUUAGUGCAGAUCUAUAUUUGUAUUUACCUAGUAGUUAUUACUAUAUUACAGAUACUACGUAAUGUAAGCCUGUUGUUGCAUUGUUGGGUACAUGUUUUUUUGCAAGUUAUUAUGCAACUGUUUUGAUACACAUUAUUUUACUUGUGGAAUUUACUGUGAGUGUCUCACUCACUCUGUGGUUAUUUACAUGGGUGAAGGAGCAGGGCUGAUAUUGAGCUCUGCGUAGUUCAUGUCAUCAGGAUCAGUGAUCGGCUUGACUGACCGUCUCAUGUUUUCAUAGAUGUCCUCUGGUGUAGACAAUGUUGAUUUUUGUAUCUAACAGUCAGAAUACAGUCAAAAUACUGAGCACUG